GCUCAAUUGAGUCCAGGAUCGGAGACAUUGCUUUCAAUCACAGCUCUUGCUCAACCAUGACUGUCAGCGAUUCUAACGGAACGGUUACGCUCGAACUGCCCAAUGGUGCAUCAGCUGAGAUAAAGCACUUUGGCGCCACUGUGAUUUCUUGGAAGUCGGCGGAAACGUCUGCAUCGAAAGAUGAGAUCAAAGAGCGUUUCUUCUUGUCAAGCAAAUCGGCGUUGGACGGUAGCAAGCCAAUUCGUGGGGGCAUUCCAAUUGUUUUCCCUUUCUUUGGUGGAGCAACUAGAGAGGAGCAUAAGCCAUUCUCAUCCCAUGGUUUUGCACGAUCGGAGAAAUGGGAGUAUGCAGGCGUUGUGUCUGAAUCGGAGGAGAAUGUAUCGGUCAGAUUCGUGCUUGAACCGAGUGCUGGUGUUGCGGCCAAGUACGAUCAGCCGUUCCUGUUGGAAUACAUUGUGACGUUGUCGCAAUAUCAACUCGCCACUGAACUACACGUUACGAAUCCAGCUACGGCAUCUUCACCUCUUGUUCAUCAAGCCCUUCUUCACAAUUAUAUUGCUGCCUCCCCCACGUCUACCAUUACAAUAUCACCGCUCACUAACCUAACGUAUGUCGAUAAGGCGAACGGUGGAGUGGAACAAGUUGAGAGUAGGAGAUUGGUGGAUGUCAAGUCACAUACGGACUCGGUGUAUAAGAGUGCGCCUGGUACGUAUGAGGUCAGAUGGGAAGGGGAAGGUGGGGGAGGGUUGGACAUCAAAACGAGUGGAUUCCCGGAUGUUGUUGUUUGGAACCCUCACGCAGAGGUGGGAUCGAAGAUUGGGGAUUUAGAAGAAGGAGGAUGGGAGAAGUACGUUUGUGUUGAGCCUGGUUUUGUCUCAUCGUGGAACACGCUUCAACCUGGAGAGAAGUGGGUGGGUUCACAGACACUCAUUCCAUUGUGACUACAUGGACCCGAAAGCAAGCUCUAGGAGGAAGUAUUCAUAGAUAGCUCAUUCACUUGAGGAAGCUAUGGUGCACAUGUCCGAUACGGCCUUGCAAUGGAGUUCAUGCCAUCGGCGAACAUCCCGCAAUCCUACUGCUGAUUUUUCGUGAAUCAAAGUAGAAUUGACAUGAGCGGGCUGACAA
Cantharellus anzutake is the source of this 1125-nucleotide messenger RNA. Its product is annotated as glucose-6-phosphate 1-epimerase. Lineage: Eukaryota; Fungi; Basidiomycota; Agaricomycetes; Cantharellales; Hydnaceae. The record is from RefSeq and is a predicted model, not a curated record. Bases 57 to 941 code for a protein of 294 amino acids. Gene Ontology annotation, biological process: carbohydrate metabolic process. Gene Ontology annotation, molecular function: carbohydrate binding; isomerase activity. The transcript is spliced from 4 exons.